AAAAAAAAAAAUAAAAAGUGAAUUCUGUAAGCAUCAUCGUCAUUGGUAACCUGCGAAAAAAAAAGACACAAAUUAUUAAAAUUAUAAGAAAAAAUGAGCAAAACUUGCAGCUAAUUUUUUUUUGCAAGUACUUAAGGCAUAAGUCGAAACUUUUUAUUUUAUAACAUCGAAAGAAAAAAAGUGAAUAAACAAAAUGUAUUGCCUGUGUCGAUCGGCGAAUGCCAUUUGCGUUCGGAUUAUAUUGCUGGAUGAAACGGAUUUUCUUCAUGAAAUUAAGGAUGAUUUGCCGGCACAAGCGUUACUCGAUGUCGUUUUUGCACGUCUAAAUUUGAUUGAAACUUGUUACUUUGGAUUACGAUUCGUGGAUCAGGAUGGCCAAACACAUUGGCUUGAUCCAAAUACUCGUAUCUCGAGGCAACUCAAGAAGUCGAAGGAGUCAUAUGAACUUUAUUUUGGCGUCAAGUUUUAUGCAGCAGAUCCGUGUAAACUCGUCGAAGAGAUAACAAGAUACCAAUUAUAUUUGCAAGUCAAACAAGAUAUUCUACAGGGACGACUUCCUGUCUCAUUUGAAUUAGCUGCUGAACUCGGAUCGUACGUCGUGCAAUCGGAAUUGGGUGAUUAUGAUGCGAGAAAACACGUUUACGGGUAUGUCUCGGAGUUUAGACUUGUGGCGAAUCAAACGCGCGAAGUCGAGCAACGUAUUUGCGAAUUGCAUCAGAAGUUGCGAGGAAUGUCGCCGAGCCAAUGUGAACUCAGUUACUUGGAUAAAGUGAAAUGGCAUGAUAUGUAUGGCGUGGAUUUGCAUCCCGUGUUGGGUGAGGAUAGUGUCGAAUAUUUCUUGGGAUUGACGCCCAGCGGUAUUGUCGUGCUGCGUAAUAAAACAACCGUAGCGCAUUACUUUUGGCCUCGCAUCGCAAAAGUUUACUUUAAAGGACGAUAUUUUAUGUUGCGUGUCUGUGACAAAAAUAACGAAGUGAGCACAUACGGAUUUGAAACGCCAAAAAAGUCGGCUUGCAAACAUUUAUGGAAAUGUUGCAUGGAGCAUCAUGCAUUCUUCCGUUUAGUUCGCGUCCCGCCAUCGUCUUCGAACAAUACAUUGCCGCCAAAUGGAGAUUUAUUUACGAUAGGUUCUCGUUUUCGCAGCAGUGCCAAAAAUAGCGAAAAAUCUUUUGUACCAACACACCAAAAAUCAUCGACGAUUAAUAGUAGUAGUAAUAGUUAUCGGAUUCAACCAAAUUUUGUGCGCGUUCCGUCACGUCGUCAACCCCGCAGGAACAUGAACGAGCAAUUUAGCGAAGAAAAACGCCUGGAAUUGGUUCGACGCUCCAUGCACGAAGUCAAAAGUAUUUCAAUCCCUCAGCCAGUUGAAACUUACGAAAGUCCUUAUCGAUCAACGUGCAGUAUUCCCGCCGCCUUGAACAACAACAACCGAGAUCAUCAUCAUCAAUAUUCGUCUCGUGCCGCAUACAAAGCUCCCGAUUCUCCGCAAAGCAGCAAAAGUGUUCCUUGGAUGCGUUCACAUCAACGAGGCUUGUUCGGGAUAAAUUCAAGCCCGAAAUCCGUCAGAUCAGCAACGACUCGUACGAGUAAUGCCGUCACAAAUCGUUCGCAACGCGAUUCGAGUCAGCGACGUCGUUCGAGUUCAGUUGAAAGUCAUUCUUCAAAUGAUUCGCGUGGCGGAAAAAAAUCAAGUCGACGACGACAUCGCAGAAUUUCCGAUAACGAAAGUGAAUUUUCGGGGCGUUCAGGACGUUCGCACAAUUCGCAUCGCAAACAUCGCAGACAUCGAUCACGGAGUCGUCGAAGUGGCUCAGAAAACGAAUCUCGUCGACGCAGUUCGUCAAAUCACUCGAAUCGGUCGCAUCGUUCAGAUGGAAAUCGAGCUUCGAGUACGGCGUCGUUGGAAUUAAUCGAUUCGGGAGAUCAAUGGCUUGAAGCGCAGAGGAAACAAGGAGGCAUCAAUGGCGUUGUUCAUCAAGCAGCUGUCGUCAAAAGUAGUUCAGCAACCAAAAAGAACACUGAUACGAACGGAAAACGGAAACAACACAGAAAACAUAAAUCUCCUUCUGAUCGCACGAAAAUGUGGAGUAGCGAAUUGGCCCGACACUUACAAUUUGAUUUGGUUGAAACUUCUGGCAUGACGGAAGAUCAGCUACGAGAGAUUCCUUAUACAGUUGUCGAAACGCAUCAAUCCACGAAGAAACCAACGACAAGCUCUCUCAAAGUCAAUAAGACGAGUAAAGUUCAGAAUGGUGUCGAUCGGAUAAGAAAUUAUCCGAAUGAACAACCACGAGGCGUAAAUGGAUCCAUUCGAUCUGAAAGUACGAUAAGCUCUUCCAAAGAUUACGAUAGAAAUUCGGGAUUGAUAAGAAUGAUGUCUAGUCUAAGUAUGGUAGAUUUCAUUUCCCCAUCUGGAUCAAGUAUAAGUCCUGUUGACAGUAACGGGCUUCGUGUGUCACAUGAACAUACGGAUUCUGGGCUGGGAGCUGAUCAGGAUUAUGCUUACUCGUCAGAAAGAUCCAGUGAUAGUGCCAAAUAUACGAAUAAGUCAUCGGGCGCAUCUGUUGCGUCAAUUACCACGCACAGCAAAUCAUCGCAUAUGUCGUCGAUCAAAAGUCAUCAUACCCGUUCAAUAGUUGGCGAAAUGAGUACGGAGUUGUGAGUCACGUGCCGUGACAAAAGGAUCGUCAUACCAUUUUUUACAUGUACUUUUAAUAUUAAAUAAUAUCGUAAAGACUUCAGCGUGUAGCAAGAUAUUUGAUGUUUAUUCCUUUAUUAUUUAUUUAUGCUGAGAAAUUUGUAUGGAUGUAACUUUUCGUUAGGAUAUAAAAUUUUUGA
Molecule: messenger RNA, 2838 nt
Organism: Culicoides brevitarsis
Lineage: Eukaryota; Metazoa; Arthropoda; Insecta; Diptera; Ceratopogonidae
Product: band 4.1-like protein 4
Exons: 14
Coding region: 194-2662 (822 amino acids)
Cellular component (GO): cytoskeleton
Source: RefSeq, a predicted model, not a curated record